AUGAGUGUUCGAAAAAUUCACCGUGAUCCAGGCCCUUAGACUGAAGGGUACAAAGGAGUAUUCAAGGGGAUUUCUGAGAAUCUGGAUGUCGGAGUGGGCAAGUAUGCUCCACCAAUAGGCAUGGAAUAGAGAGAACAUCACUAUAACAUCGGAUGGAAACCCUGGCAAUAAUCGAAUGAAACCGUUUACGAAGUGGAUUACAAACCAAACAAAGAAAUAGUGAAGAGGGACAAUGUACAGAUAUGCUAAUCCAAUCUUAGUGUGCGAAUAUGCAUCCACCUACCAUUCACAUCGAUCAUAUUAAUGUGCCUUACAAAAAGGAUACUCACUUCAAUUCGGAAUACAAGAACUACAAGGACUAUCAGAAUCCUCCAAGAGCCAAACCUAUUAGGGAUAAACUCACAUUGAUGGCUACUUAAAUAGUAAUGGGGGAUGACCAUCCCAAUUAUAAAACUGCUUAAUUGAUUGCUCAAGAGCCCAAACCACCGCAAAGACAAUUGGUUUAUCAUCCAAAACCAGAGAAAUAUGAUAUCAUUACGAAUCAUGAAGUAUGUGCUUAAGAUGCUAUGAUCGAUAGGCAAAUUAAGAGCGAUUAAAAAAGGCUUCUGCUUUUGACUAUUGGAACCCGACUUCGGAGAAGAAGCAUCAAUCGUUCAAUACUUCUGAGAUUCCUUAGUAUAGGUUAGGCAGUAGAGAUCCCAUUACCGGGAGAUUCAUUUCCUGAAAUUUAUUAUUUAUUAAA
This is a messenger RNA of Paramecium octaurelia, 742 nucleotides long. Lineage: Eukaryota; Ciliophora; Oligohymenophorea; Peniculida; Parameciidae. The record is from the annotation of a GenBank genome assembly.